This is a messenger RNA of Liolophura sinensis, 1515 nucleotides long. RefSeq lists its product as uncharacterized. The coding region runs from base 1 to 1515 and encodes 504 amino acids. Lineage: Eukaryota; Metazoa; Mollusca; Polyplacophora; Chitonida; Chitonidae. The record is from RefSeq and is a predicted model, not a curated record. The transcript has 2 exons.
AUGACAGUCCAAGAUCAGGAAGACCUAGAGUCACCACACCUGCCCAAGAUCGCAGCUAUUGUGGCUGUCACAGCGGCUGUUGUGACUGCCACAGCGGCUGUUGUGACAGCCACAGCGACUAUUGUGACUAUCACAGCGGCUAUUGUGAUUGUCACAGCGACUAUUGUGACUACCAUAGCGGCUAUUGUGACUGUCACAGCGGCUAUUGCGACUGUCACAGCGGCUGUUUUGGCUGCCACAGUGGCUAUUGUGACUGUCACAGCGGCUAUUGUGACUGUCACAGCGGCUGUUGUGACUGCCACAGUGGCUAUUGUGACUGUCACAGCGGCUAUUGGGACUGUCACAGCGGCUGUUCUGACUGCCACAGCGGCUAUUGUGACUGUCACAGUGGCUAUUGUGACUGUCACAGCGACUAUUGUGACAGCCACAACGGCUAUUUUAAGGUCUAUUGUGACUGCUACAGGCGCUGUUGUGACUGCCACAGGCGCUAUUGUGACUGCCAUGGUGGCCACUGUGACUGUCACAGCGACUGUUGUGACUGACACAGCGGCUAUUGUGACUGCCACGUGUGCUAUUGUGACAGUCACAGCGGCUGUUGUGACUGCCGGGUAUGCUAUCGUGACUGCCACAGACGCUAUUGUGACUGCCACAGUGGCUAUUGCGACAGCCACAACGGCUAUUCUGAGGGCUAUUGUAACUGCCACAGGCGAUAUUGUGACUGCCACAGCGGCUAUUGUGAUUGUCACAGCGGCUAUUGUGACUGCCACAGUGGCUAUUGUGACUGCCACGUGUACUAUUGUGAGUACCACAGGCGCUAUUGUGACUGCCACAGCGGCUAUUGUGACUGCCACAGCGGCUAUUGUGACUGCCACGGUGGCCAUUGUGACUGUCACCGCGACUAUUGUGACUGCCACAGGCCCUAUUGUGACUGCCACAGGCGCUAUUGUGACUGUCACAGAGGCUGUUGUGACUGCCACAGGCGCUAUUGUGACUGCCACAGCGACUAUUGUGGCUGCCACAGGCGCUAUUGUGACUGCCACGUGUGCUAUUGUAACUGCAACAGGCGCUAUUGUAACUGCCACAGGCACUAUUGUGACUGCCACAGGCGCUUUUGUGACUGCCACGUGCGCUAUUGUGACUGCCACAGGCGCUAUUGUGACUGCCACAGGCGCUAUUGUGACUGCCAUGGUGGCCAUUGUGACUGUCACAGCGACUAUUGUGACUGCCACAGGCGCUAUGGUAACUGCCACAGGCGCUAUUGUGACUGUCAUAGCGGCUAUUGUGACUGUCACAGCGACUAUUGUGACUGUCACAGCGACUAUUGUGACUGCCACAGGCGCUGUUGUGACUGCCACAGGCGCUAUUGUGACUGCCACAGGCGCUAUUGUGACUGCCACAAGCGCUAAUGUAACUGACACAGGCGCUAUUGUAACUGCCACGUGUGCUAUUGUAACUGCCACAGGCGCUAUUUGCCUGUAUGAAUUUUCGGCGCUAGGCCAUUGCGGUUAUGUGUAG